AUGCCUGGCUCUACCUCCCGGGAGCUGUACUGGGCCCGCAUCAAGACCGUCUUGCACGCCGCUGAUCCUCGCGUGUGUGCGGCCUUCUGGCUCUUCGGACUGAUCAACAAUGUACUUUAUGUCAUCAUCCUCUCUGCUGCACUCGAUCUCGUAGGUCCCAACGUGCCGAAAGGCCUGGUCCUCCUCGCCGACGUGAUACCUUCAUUCGUCACCAAGCUUUGCGCCCCCUAUUUCAUUCACAAGAUACCCUACAACAUUCGAAUACUCGGCUUUUGCGCCCUGUCGGCAUGCGGUAUGCUCGUGAUUGCUCUCACACCUCAGCUGCAAGAUGCAAAAUCCAUCACCAUAAAGAUGUGUGGCGUCAUGCUAGCUAGUCUGAGCAGUGGAGGAGGAGAGCUCAGCUUCUUGGGCUUGACGCAUUACUACGGGCAUCUUGCUCUUGCGAGCUGGGGUAGCGGAACUGGAGGAGCCGGACUCAUCGGUGCCGGAGCCUAUGCCGUUCUCACAACAAGCCUUCAGAUCAGUCCGCGAGACGCCUUGCUGGCAUUCUCCUUCCUACCGGCGAUAAUGCUCGUUAGCUUCUUCGUUAUACUUCCCCUGGGCCCACUUCGAGCAUCGUCAAGCCAGCAUGCCGGCUAUGAAGCAGUUGACGAAGAUGACGCACUCGAUGAACAAGACGAACUGGAUACACAUCCUGAGAAUGCGAGUCUACUAGCUUCUUCCAUGCACUCGGCUUCUGGUCGCAGCUUCACCUCAGCCAAGGGUAACGGCCGGUCAUCGGCAUUAGUGGGCUUCAAGGCCAACCUCAGACGCGCGAGAGGCCUCUUCUUUCCCUAG
Molecule: messenger RNA, 837 nt
Organism: Didymosphaeria variabile
Lineage: Eukaryota; Fungi; Ascomycota; Dothideomycetes; Pleosporales; Didymosphaeriaceae
Product: battenin CLN3 protein
Exons: 4
Coding region: 1-837 (278 amino acids)
Biological process (GO): regulation of intracellular pH
Cellular component (GO): membrane; vacuole
Source: RefSeq, a predicted model, not a curated record